UAUUCAUUGCUUUGGCAGCAUCUGCUGUUGUUGAUGCGCACAACAUCUUCUAUGAUCUCCUACGAUGCAAAGUUGCACACUGGUCCAGCUGAACCGGAUUUCAAUAAGACUACGUCGUUUUGGAAACAACAGAAAAGAUUUGGAAGGCCCCACCACUGAGGAUGACCCAACAAUCGCGAUUUGGUGUUCCCAAUUCUCUGUUUCUCCUUCCCUUCCCUGCUCUCCCGCUCAAGUUUAAGCUCUCUACCAUACGCUCUGACCUACGGUGAUCGUCGGUCCUUCAAGCUACGGCAUGCUUGCUUACUUCUCAUUAUCGAUUUUGAAUUUGAUUUGGCUCCCUCUGGGCUCUAACCCUCAAGUUCCUCUAGCACAAACGACAUAGAGAACCCACUUUCUGUUGACUCGUUUACUCUUCCCUCCGUCUCUGGACAAAGCGACAGUCUGAAAUUGGUUUCUUCGCUGCCCUUUGAUUUUGAUUAUAAACUGGAUAUGUGCCUUUGUUUUGAAUGUUCCUGAAUUGCGUAUGCAUUUGUUGAUUAAUUGAGGCUUUGAGCCGUAGAUGAGGUUUGGUUUGUUAAUUUCGUGUAUGCUAGUUUACAUGGUUUGUUUAUUUUCUUUUUUGUAUAUUUACAAUUAGUUUGGCUGAAUUAAAUGGGAAAGUCGAAGUCUUUCUCUUUUCUUCAAUAUCUCAUGAAAAAGGUGAACAACUUACUUUGAUUUCUGUUUGUGGUUAAUAACAGAUGGAAAGCAGUUUUGCUAAAGAGCUUUACUCAGAAAGUUUGCACCUGUCAAAAGUAGAAUUGGGUUCUUCGCAAACUGCCAAUUUUCUGCGUUUUGACGAAGGUGAUUUGCAAGAUGAAGAUGGAUCUUUCUGGGCUGGUUCUCAUGAAGAACUGGAUAAAGCACCUGAUUUGGAUAGGGAGUGGGAGAGGAGACGCGACCAGUUUCACACGAUUGGAUAUCGUGAUGGCCUCAUAGCCGGAAAAGAAGCUAUUGUUCAAGAUGGAUUUAAUAUUGGUUUUAAGGAGUCAGUGCUUGAAGGAUACAAUUGGGGUAUUGUUAGAGGUAUUACCAGUGCACUUGCAUGCCUUCCAGAAGGGUUCAAAGAAAGUUUGAUUGAAACACAAGAAAAGAUAAAUAAUUUCCAGACCUUGUAUGAAUCUGUGCAUUCUCUUUCAACAACAGAUGCACUCAAAUUGUUUCAUGAUACAAUGGCAAAGAAAGCUGUGGAGCAGAGUGAGCAUCCUAACGCUACUUCUGAGAUGGCAAGCUUGCGAAAUGAUGGCUCAGACUGCAGUCUGGAAAAUUAUGUCGGAAAGCUUCAGUCACUUCUUCUGAAAUCUCCUGCAAUUGAAUCGCAUUUAUCAGUAAAUUAAUUUUUGUACAUAACUUUGUUUGGAACACUUUGUUUUGUAUUGAAAAAGUGACAUAAUGAAAAAUCAUUAGCUCA
Hevea brasiliensis (rubber tree) is the source of this 1450-nucleotide messenger RNA. RefSeq lists its product as uncharacterized. The transcript has 4 exons. Bases 741 to 1376 code for a protein of 211 amino acids. Lineage: Eukaryota; Viridiplantae; Streptophyta; Magnoliopsida; Malpighiales; Euphorbiaceae. The record is from RefSeq and is a predicted model, not a curated record.